Molecule: messenger RNA, 5068 nt
Organism: Seriola dumerili (greater amberjack)
Lineage: Eukaryota; Metazoa; Chordata; Actinopteri; Carangiformes; Carangidae
Gene: pear1
Product: platelet endothelial aggregation receptor 1-like
Exons: 23
Coding region: 185-3253 (1022 amino acids)
Molecular function (GO): scavenger receptor activity; protein binding
Source: RefSeq, a predicted model, not a curated record
UGCGACUGGUCUCUCUCUGCCUCUUUACACUCUUCUAAAUGUUUACACCGAUUCAAGGUUUUUCUAAGUGUGCGAGCCCUUAAAACAAAAAGCCUUUUUCUUCUCAAUUUCGUCCAUGGAAGUUGGUGUGUAACAACGUUAUCAGCGCGACAGUUCACCCGGGAGUUCUUGGCCGGCAAGGACCAUGCCGAUCAUGCCGAGCUCCGCCCUCCUGCUGAUUCUUGGCCUCCUGAUUGGUCUGAGCUGCUCCCUGAACCCAAGAGACCCGAAUGUGUGCAGCCUGUGGGAGAGCUUCACCACCUCAGUCAAAGAGUCCUACUUUCAUCCUUACGACCAUGUGACAGAGGAGCCCUGUGCGGACCCUCGGACCUCCUACAGAUGCAUGCGCCACAGGAUCACCUACAAGACGGCCUACAGGCAGGCGGUGAAGACAGACUAUCGCAAGAGGUACCAGUGCUGUCCAGGCUACUAUGAGAGCAGAGACAAGUGUGUCCCUCGCUGCACCAAGGAGUGUGUCCACGGCCGAUGUGUGGCUCCAGACCACUGCCAGUGCGAGGGAGGCUGGCGAGGAGACGACUGUUCCAGCGCCUGUGAUGACAAACACUGGGACUCGAGCUGCAAUCAGCAGUGCAAGUGUGAGAACGGAGCUCUCUGCGAUCCUGUGAAGGGGGCGUGUCAGUGUCUUCCAGGGUUCAUAGGACGCUACUGCGAGGAGUCGUGUCCAGCAGGCACCUUCGGGAAGGGCUGUCUGCAGAGGUGCAAGUGUGGCACUGGGGGCUCCUGCGAUAAAGCAACAGGAGAGUGCAUAUGUCGGGACGGAUUCACCGGGACAUUCUGUGAGAAGGCGUGUCCCAGGAAAUGCCAGGCACGAUGCCCCUGUCAGAAUGGUGGCAUCUGUAGGGGCAAAGGGAUCUGCGCUUGCCCCCCUGGGUGGACGGGUGCAGUUUGUACGGAGCGAUGUCCAGAGGGAAGGUUUGGACCAAACUGUGCUGAGGAGUGUGUUUGUCACAACAGGGGAAAAUGUGACCCUGAAACUGGACAGUGCCAGUGUGCUAAAGGUUUCACCGGUAACAGGUGUAACGAGGAGUGUGCUGCAGGCACUUAUGGCCAGGACUGUAAAGGUGUGUGUGACUGUGCAAAUGGCGCUCGCUGCUACAACAUUGAUGGGGGCUGUCUGUGUGAGCCGGGCUUCAGUGGUCCACACUGCAGAGACAGGAUGUGUGCAACUGGCAAAUACGGCAUGCACUGUGAACGUACAUGUCUGUGUCAGACCAAACACACACUCAGCUGCCAUCCAAUGAAAGGAGAGUGCACAUGCCAGCCGGGCUGGGCAGGAUUGUACUGUAAUGAGACGUGUGCUCAUGGUUUCUACGGUCACGGUUGCCUGGAGCCGUGUCUGUGUGUAAAUGGAGGGGUGUGUGAUAGCGCCACAGGCCGAUGUCAGUGUGCCCCGGGGUUCACGGGGGUUCACUGUGAGAGUCCAUGUAAAAGUGGGACCUACGGCAAAAACUGCUCCCUGGAGUGCUCCUGUAAAAACUUCAUCGACUGCUCACCAGCUGACGGGACGUGCUUCUGCAAAGAGGGCUGGCGAGGGCCGGACUGUUCCACCCCCUGCUCUGAGGGAACCUGGGGCCCAGGAUGCAACGCCACCUGCCACUGCGCCAACGGGGCAAAAUGUAACCCUGCAGAUGGAUCCUGCACCUGCACAGCCGGCUGGCAGGGGGCGCGCUGUGACCAACCAUGCCCCAUGGGCUCAUUUGGGCCAGCCUGCCUGAAGAGGUGUGAUUGUGUUCAUGCCGACGGCUGCCAGGCAACCACCGGGGAGUGCCACUGUCUGCCAGGAUGGUGGGGUUCCCGCUGCAGUGAGCCAUGUUCAGAGGGCUUGUGGGGGCGCCACUGUAACCAGACCUGUUUCAAGCAUUGUCCCAACAGUGACACAUGCUUGAGGGAAAACGGAGCGUGUGUGUGUCGUCCAGGCUACUGGGGAGUCACCUGCCAGAACAAAUGCAGAGCUGGUAUGUAUGGUGAGCAGUGCAGUAUGUCCUGCCCGUCCUGUGGACAGUCGUACCGCUGCCAUCAUGUGACAGGAGAGUGUGACUGCCUGCCUGGAUACACUGGACACAACUGUGAUCAAGUCUGCCCAGCGGGUUACUAUGGCAAACAGUGUUCUGAAGUGUGUGUUAAAUGUGCCAACAACUCCACAUGUGACCACCGGGACGGGCACUGUGAAUGUCUGCCUGGCUGGACUGCGACUGACUGCUCCAUACCCUGUAGUCCAGGACGUUUUGGCUCAUUCUGUACUCAGACCUGCUCCUGUCCGACCAACCUCAACUGUGACCGGUUUACUGGAGACUGUGUUUGUGAAAGUGGAGAUGACUGCAAACAAGAAUCGCCUGAGCAGUCAGGGAGCGUCAUGGUCCCUCUCCCUCCCGGUGAGAGGGAGUCGUGGGGGGCCAUCGGCGGCAUUGUCGUGCUCGUCAUUCUGGUGGUCUUGCUGCUGGCUCUGCUGCUGCUCUACCGCCGCAGGCAGAAGGACAAGCAGAACAACACGCCGACUGUCUCCUUUUCCACCAGCCGCACAGUCAACUCAGAAUACGCUGUUCCAGAUGUUCCUCACAGUUACCACCACUACUACUCCAACCCCAGCUACCACACACUGAGCCAGAACAGGCCUCCACUGCCACACCUCCCCAACAACCACGACCGCACUAUCAAGAAUACCAAUAACCAGCUGUUCUGCAGCGUGAAAAACAUGGAGCGGGAGAGGCGGGGUCUGUUUGGGGUCGAGAGCAACGCCACUCUGCCUGCAGACUGGAAACACCACGAGCCUCGCAAAGACACAGGAGCUUUUGGAAUCGAUCGGAGCUACAGCUACAGCGCCAGCCUCGGAAAAUAUUACAGCAAAGAGCUGAAGGACACGGUGGCGGCGAGCAGCAGCUCUCUGAACAGUGAGAACCCUUACGCCACCAUCAAAGACCUGCCAGGAUUGCCCUUCUGCCCCCCGGAGAGCAGCUACAUGGAGAUGAAGUCGGCCGUGCCCAGGGAGCGAGCAUACACUGAAAUCAGCCCGCCGCCGUUCAACACGGGCACCUUACACAGAGAGCGUCAGAGCUCCCUCGGUCACGCUCCACACGAGGACCCACAGAGCCACUAUGACCUCCCUGUGAACAGCCACAUCCCGGGACACUACGACCUGCCACCAGUCCGCCGGCCCCCCUCCCCUUCCCCCUCCCCCAGGAGAUCACCUCAGUGAUCAAGUUUCCCUCCUCUUCCUCCUCCUCCUCCUCCUCCUCCUCCUCACUUUGGGGAUGAUUUCUGGCCUGUGCUCGCAAAGAAAGAGCAAACUUGAUGCUCUUCUCCGACAAUCAGAGCUGUAGACCACCCACAGAGCGGCAGCAGCGAGGCCCCUGUCCCGCUGAGGAACUAUUGUUUACUGUGGAUGGCCCCCUCCGUUUCCAACUCAACACUGCCCCUCUGUGGGCUAACGUGGUACUUGCUUCACCGUGACAGACUUGUCAUCCAGAUUGUGGAGCCAGCAGGCUGCGGUGAGGAAGGCUGGACUGUGGCGACGCCAGCGGGGCUUCAGCUGCAUUCAAAUCCCAUGGGAAAGAAAAUACACCAAAAGACUUCACGGUUAAAAGCAGCAACUAAGGGAAUGUUUAUGUGUUUGAACUCAUCUAAACAUGCUGUAAUUGAAGUUUUCCACUUAUUUUGCUUGCUACUGAUCAGAUGUUGUGCACAUGUAAAGGCCCUUUGAUCAGAAGACAAACUUUGACAAAUGUUGUCAUUGAAUUUUUUUAUUUUUAUUUUAACAGGCAGCUUUGGAUGAGCUCAUCUCAGCUGGACUUUGUUUUGAUCUACUCUUUAUAAAACCCUGUCAAAGUUAAAAAAAUAUAUAUAUAUAUCAUCAAUGUCAUGGGACAUUUUUAAUGAUGCAUUUGAGUCCAUGUUUUACAGCAAACUGAAUAUUGGAAAAAAUUAUCUGCCAGUGUUUCAGUUUUUUCAACCUAAAACCAAAAAGUCAAGUUUGUUUCACCAAAAUAUCCAUGUUUGUUUACCACCAAAGAGCCAAGAACAACUUUUGUUUAAAAAAGGAAAAAUCCUUAUCACCGUUUUUUCCAAAUAUGGCCUUUGAAGACACAAGUAUACCAGUGUGGCUCACUUACUGCUGCUGUCAGAGAAAAACUUUGUAAAUAUAGAAAUAAAUAUAUUGUCAGCGUCACAGUAAUGUCAAAGAACAGCCCUAUUCUAAGAUGAAUAUGUUGUUUGGGGGGUUUGUGGGACUGAAGAUACAUUACAUUUACAGAAAGUCACCAAAAGGACAGUGUGUAAACACAUACUGUUUAUGAUGUGAAAAACAAACCAUCGUCAAACUGGGAAGAAGAAACCAAAUCAAAGCAGCGUUAUGAAUGUUAAUACAGAAUUCCACAGCAGCAAGUUUUGUCUCUGUCUGUUUAAAGGACCUGUUCACCCACAUUAUCACUUUAUUCAUGUUGAUGGUUUUGACACAGCUGUCUCUGAGAUAACUUCACCAUGAACAGUUUGUACUGGAACUAUCUUGUACCAAAAAAAAAAAACAUCAAGAAAAAACAACCUGUCAAUUUUAAAAAAAAAAGAGCUUCAAGGCUGUGAGCUCCAUAAAGGAAAUUCCAUUCACCUGGAAACCUGCGUAAAAACCUACAUGAAAUAAAACCAAAACUAUCUGAAUGACUAGAUACUGCUAAAUGAAAAAUGUGUAAUAAGCCUGAAUUGACCCUUUAAUCAGUUUGUCACCAUUUCUUUAUUCUUUUUUGUCAGUCAAGGUGUCGUUUUGCCUCGAAAUGAUUUUAGAAACGUUAUAAGGUUUAAUUGUUUACUGAUGUCUGUCAAUACUGAACCGAAGGUCCGUCAUCCUGCCAGCUACAUGACAGAAACCCUGUGUACCAGAGAGAAUGUACAUUGUGCUUUAAAUGCUAUAGUUUUGGGUAGAGCUUCAGCUUUUUUUUCUAAACAUAUGAUCAUAUAUUUUUGAAUGUAACCAUGGGAACAUGUUGUGUAUAAUAAUGUAAAUAAAAAUGACUGCACUUUU